AUGGCGUCCACAACAACCAAAAGUUCACCAUGGUUGAGUCAAGCUAAAGAUGAUAUAGCCCAAACGACGGAGUGGAGUGAACUAGUUUCGGAAUUGUUUGAAGCGGUACAGCAGCAGUUAACGGAGAAUCAUGUCUCUUAUUUCUCAGAUCUCAAGGAACCUGAGAAAAUCUUGUUCUUAGAUCGAGCUGGGAAGCUGGUGAAAUCAAGUUUACGACACAAAAAUCUCGUUGCUACGGUCUCCGAAAAGCUUGAUCAACGUCUUAACGAAAGUAUUAUGGAUGAACUUGUAAAUCCAUCAAAUGAAAAGACAAAGACAGACCUUAUGUUGGAUUCUGCUUGCGAUUCUUGCUCAGCAUUGCUCCACAAAUGGCCUGAUAUGAGGACAAAACUGUUCACGUGCUUCAAUCGACCUUUAACCCCCAAACUAAGAAAGCUAAUUUGGAAAAUGCUUUUAUCAAAUCCAGGAUUACGAGAUAAGUACCUUAAGGAGCAAUGGAAACCAAGCAAGGUGCAAGAAAAUGCUAUUGUUCAAAAGUGUCAUGCAUUUGUAGCAUCUGAGUUGUUGUUUGUGAAUCUUCCAAAACAGCAAGUGGACUUAUUAGUGCAUGUAAUGACCAAAUGCUUAGCUUACAAACAGUUUUAUUCUAAAGAGUCUCUGGAUGACACAGACUAUCUUUUAAUGAUCCCAUUUCUUAAAGUGGUAGUUGAAGAUAGUUUCCAUGGUGAUAGUUGUCAUGGUAAUGUUGAGGAAAUAUCUGCAGAUGUAUUUGAAAUGUUUUACACAUUUUUGGACUACAGACCUGUAUAUAUGAAAGAAGCAGGAUCAAAGGAAUUCAACAUUGCUCUUAAACAUGUAGGUGAAAUCAUGGCAUCCUUAGUUGACUCACAGGAUCAGCAGUUUGCUGAGUUUUUGGAGAAGUUACUUUCAUCUCAUGGAAACCAUUUGGCAACAUUCUCUGUCAGUCUUGUCAAUCUAAUGAGGUCAUAUUUAAGAAGCAUGUUUGUCGGUUACUUGCCAUUAGAUGUUGUCUGUUACAUUUGGGAUCAGCAUAUCCUGAGCUUAAAGUUGCAAAAGCUUAAAUGUAUUCCAACAUUUGCAGUAGUUCUCUUAUUAUUACUGAAUGAUGAAAUAAAAGAUUGUAAAACUACAAAGGACGUGGAAUCUGUGCUUUUUGAAGGCUCCAAGAGUUUGAAGACAAGACAAUUACAGAAUGAGAUUGACCAACGUUUUUUGCCUGAUUGGAGAAACCUUAUCAAUGAAGAAGUGCAAGGGUUUGAGCUUCCUCUUGUAGAUCCUGUUGCAACUCUAGGGAAAACACAGCCUUGGACAUGGUGGUUCCAGGACAGACCUGCGACCAGGCAACGACCAGAAGACAGACGGGCUGCCCGAGAAGCAAGAGAAAUGGAGAGAAAGAAGAUCGAAAAGCAGAGAAGGAAUGAGGAAAUCCAAAGGCAGAGAGAAGAGGAUGCAAGAAGAAGACAUGAACAAGAAGAAAUACAACUUGCGUUCGACCAAGACAAGAGAACUCAAGCAGACAAGAUUGCAUCCUUAGAACGUGAUCUGUUACUUGAGCAACAAAAACGAACUACGAUAGAAAAACAAAUGGGAGACGAAAUAGAAAAACUUCGAUACGAAAUAGCUCGAAUAAAAGGAAACCAGGAUGUACCAGUUAGAAGUCGGUCUACAUUGUCAUCACCAUUACAACCAUCAUUACCAAGUCCUGCUGUUUCGUCAGGUGACAGUGAAGUACAAGAUAUGCUGAGGGACGUCCUACGAAUGGCGUUUGUCGGUGUAAACCAAUUGGCUCAUGGUGUAGACGCUCAAGAACAACACUUACAACAAAUUGCAAAGACAUCUAUGAAUGUCAGCAAGACCGAUUACAAAGAAGCCGAAAUCACGUUAUUCGGACGUGAGCUUACCAAGCAAGACUGGGAUGAUAUGAGUGCGGAGCAGAGACAAAUCAAUCGCGAACUGUUGUUAAAGAAACUACAAGAGUCACACAUGGUAGAGUCAUGAUAUCAAAUGUU
Messenger RNA from Exaiptasia diaphana, 2030 nucleotides. RefSeq lists its product as uncharacterized. Bases 1 to 2019 code for a protein of 672 amino acids. The record is from RefSeq and is a predicted model, not a curated record. NCBI's taxonomy places the organism in Eukaryota, Metazoa, Cnidaria, Anthozoa, Actiniaria, Aiptasiidae. The transcript has 9 exons.